UGCCGUUAUUCCCAAGAAAACAUCAUCCCAUUGACAUGGCAAACGAAGCGUUAAGCACGAUUCUAGUGGCCUUCCUCAGCACGUAAUAAAUCGCGGAUUAUAAGCUUGUUAUUAUUAUUAUAAGGACGCGUGUUGGCUCUCCUGAGUCACGCGUAAGGAGAUCCUUUCUAACGGGUGUGUUCCAUGACGGUAUCGGUCGAGCAUCGCGGGCUAUCAGCUAGAACUCUCGAUAGACGAAACCAGGUGUGUUCUCCAGGUAGAACCUUCCUAUGCGGCCCCGGAGAUCGGUCAGAGAGAGAGAGACGAAGAGUGGGGAGCUCAUAUAAGACACCGGGCAAACGCCUCUCCCAGUGAGCAGUCUCGACACGAAAACUCAUCAGCCGAGCUUCCUCGGCUCUCAUACACCGAGAACGAGAGAGUAUAUUCUCUCCAGGCAUAUACCAGGAUAUUUCGUCGACUAGGACACUAUUGACACAUUUCGAGUUAAAUCCGUCACACGCCGUUUUCUCAGAAUGUCACAACACAUUUUCUCGCUCGUCCUAGUGUUCCUGGCUGCACAGGGCUCGCUGGGCCAAAAGCAGGAGGAUCCGUGCCAGACCAAAUCGCGCGUGAUAGGCGACAUCGAGUAUUGCGAUCGCUAUUGGGAGUGCGUGAGCGGUCGGCCGGAGCUGUUCGAUUGUCCGAACGGUCUCGUGUUCGCCGGCAAACAUCGCGGUGUCACCGAGGGCUGCGAUUAUCCGUGGCGGGCGAACUAUUGUGACGGCAAACGCCAAGCUAAUCCGCCGAUCCCGACCGAGCACUGCGACUGGCUAUACGGUAUCUUUGGCCACGAAACCUCCUGCACCAGGUACUGGACCUGCUGGAAUGGCACCGCCACCGAGCAACUCUGCAUAGGCGGUCUGCUUUAUAACGAAAGAGCCAGGUCCUGCGACUGGCCCGAAAACGUCGAGGGAUGUCAGAAGCAUCCUCUUUGCAACGACGACGCCAACGGCAACGUGCCCCUCGGCAAAUCGUGCAAUCGCUACUGGCAGUGCCAGGGUGGCUACCCGCGGCUACAGCGCUGUCCAGCCAUGCUGGUGUUCGACAAGCGGUCUCUGAGGUGCGUAGUGCCUCCGACGGAGGACUGCGACGUUCCUACGACGCCGCCGCCAACCGAGGGCGAAUUGUCCGAAGAUCGCAACGAGCAGCAGGAACCUGAGGAGGAGAAUCUGCCGCCCGGUGUGCCGCCUCUGCCAGCAGGCGCGUUGCCGAUUCAACUGCGCGCUCGCCACCGAAAUUAAAACGGUGAUCCGCAACUGUUCGGGGUCACGUCCAACCAUCAGGAAGGACGAAGGAAACCAGGAGAUCCCUUGCGACGAGCGAGAUCCCGGAGAUCGAGCUCGUCGAUCGUCCAUCGACAGGGAGAACUCGAGAAGUUCUCUCGUGAUUUCGAGAGUCUCUCCAGAUCUUUCCCUCCCUUCUGUAAUUCUAUUACUUUAGAAUCUAUUGGUUGGAUCGAUUUCGAGAUUUUUAGAGAUCUGUAGAUUUUAAUGUCUUGAAAUUAACUUCGAUAUUGGAGAAGUCAAUGUUCCGCGAUUCCUUGAGAAUGUCGAGAAAGUUUAUUUCUCUUUUGUAGCGAUCAAAAAUUUUAGUUUUUUAGUUGGUCUUUGAUACAAAGAUUUAAUUUUUAAUUAUGAAAUGUAAAUUUGAAUAUAAUAAUUAUUAUAAU
Messenger RNA from Formica exsecta, 1708 nucleotides. RefSeq names its product protein obstructor-E-like. NCBI's taxonomy places the organism in Eukaryota, Metazoa, Arthropoda, Insecta, Hymenoptera, Formicidae. The coding region runs from base 513 to 1280 and encodes 255 amino acids. Gene Ontology annotation, cellular component: extracellular region. The transcript is spliced from 3 exons. Gene Ontology annotation, molecular function: chitin binding. The record is from RefSeq and is a predicted model, not a curated record.